GCACUGGCCCGCCCCGCGCAUUGGCCGAGCGGCCGGGAGGGCGGGUUGGGUGGCGCGCGCUUCCGGCCGGUGGCCGGGCCUGGCGCGCACCGCCCCUUCCGCUGUCGCUCCCGCGAGCCCGGACCCAGCUCCAGCCCCAGCCCCAGCCCCGACCCCGGCCCGGCGGCCCAGGCGUCACUUCGGAGCGCGGCGGCAGCUGACUGCGCGUUCACGCCCCGCUGGGAGCCGCGAGCCCCGCCGCCGUUAUGAAUAUCCGCAAUGCGAGGCCAGAGGACCUGAUGAACAUGCAGCACUGCAACCUUCUGUGCCUACCCGAGAACUACCAGAUGAAAUACUACUUCUACCACGGCCUGUCCUGGCCCCAGCUCUCUUACAUUGCUGAGGAUGAGAAUGGGAAGAUUGUGGGGUACGUCCUGGCCAAAAUGGAAGAGGACCCGGAUGACGUGCCCCACGGACAUAUCACCUCACUGGCUGUGAAGCGUUCCCACCGGCGCCUCGGCCUGGCUCAGAAGCUGAUGGACCAGGCCUCCCGAGCCAUGAUCGAGAACUUCAAUGCCAAAUACGUCUCCCUGCAUGUCAGGAAGAGUAACCGGGCCGCCCUGCACCUCUAUUCCAACACCCUCAACUUUCAGAUCAGCGAAGUGGAGCCCAAAUACUACGCAGAUGGGGAGGACGCAUAUGCGAUGAAGCGGGAUCUCACCCAGAUGGCCGACGAGCUGAGGCGGCACCUGGAGCUGAAGGAGAAGGGCAGGCACAUGGUGCUGGGCUCCAUCGAGAACAAGGUGGAGAGCAAGGGCAACUCACUUCCAAGCUCAGGAGAGGCCUGUCGUGAGGAGAAGGGCCUGGCUGCUGAGGAUAGUGGUGGUGACAGCAAGGACCUCAGCGAGGUCAGCGAGACCACAGAGAGCACCGAUGUCAAGGACAGCUCCGAGGCCUCUGACUCGGCCUCCUAGAGCCCGCAUGUGCUCCUCGCCCCGCCCUGGCCUGCACAUCCCAUCCUCGCCCUGUGAGGUUUCACAAUAAACUUCACCCAGCGGCCUUGGGGA
Messenger RNA from Ceratotherium simum simum (southern white rhinoceros), 1046 nucleotides. RefSeq names its product N-alpha-acetyltransferase 10, NatA catalytic subunit (gene NAA10). The record is from RefSeq and is a predicted model, not a curated record. Gene Ontology annotation, cellular component: NatA complex. NCBI's taxonomy places the organism in Eukaryota, Metazoa, Chordata, Mammalia, Perissodactyla, Rhinocerotidae. Gene Ontology annotation, molecular function: protein N-terminal-serine acetyltransferase activity; protein-N-terminal-glutamate acetyltransferase activity. Gene Ontology annotation, biological process: N-terminal protein amino acid acetylation.